Thlaspi arvense is the source of this 198-nucleotide messenger RNA. Lineage: Eukaryota; Viridiplantae; Streptophyta; Magnoliopsida; Brassicales; Brassicaceae. The record is from the annotation of a GenBank genome assembly.
AUGUUGUCUGGAAAUAGUCCGAUCAUUGCUCGUUGGCCUUUGCACAGUCGAACGCUGUUCUUGAGAGAAUUUUCAUUCAUCGUCAUGGAUGACUAUCGAAGAAACGAACAAAAGAGAGAGUUCGAACGAGAAACGAAGUUCGAGCUCGAGAAGAAAAAAAACAGAGAUCAACUGAUUAAAACUGAGAAAACUAAUUAG